Molecule: messenger RNA, 1814 nt
Organism: Amphibalanus amphitrite
Lineage: Eukaryota; Metazoa; Arthropoda; Thecostraca; Balanomorpha; Balanidae
Exons: 2
Coding region: 29-1666 (545 amino acids)
Cellular component (GO): extracellular region
Source: RefSeq, a predicted model, not a curated record
UGUCCACCGCCACCCCAGCACAGCCACCAUGGCCGCAGCGCUCUGUAGGACCGGCCGGCUCCUGGUCCUGUUGGCCCUGUCUACCCUCAGCAGCGGCCAGGACAGCGGCCAGGACUACUGUAAAAUACGCUGCAAUGGCCGGCCGCACACCAUGUGCUCGUACGGGCCCGGCGGCCGGAACGGCUGCUCCGAGAGUCAACUCAGCGCUCGGGACCAGAACGUCAUCCUGAGAGCGCACAACCAGCGCCGGCGAGAGAUCAAGAACGGCAAGUACUCGAGCCGCGGCCUGCCGGCGGCCGCCGAGAUGCCCGACCUGCGCUGGGACCCGGAGCUGGCCAAGAUCGCGCAGCGCUGGGCCAACCAGUGUCAGCAGGCGCACGACGACUGCCGCAAAAAGAACAACGGACUCGCGGUCGGACAGAACGCCGCCUGGACCUGGGGAAGCCCCAAAAAUCUGGCGGCGCAGGUAAAAAGCUGGUUUGACGAAAUCAACCAGUGGAGCGGUGGCGUAGAUUUCCAGUUCUCCGAAAAUACUGGACAUUUCACGCAAAUUAUCUGGGCCGAUACAACGGCAGUCGGUUGCGGACUCGCUUCCGGUCCCAACAAUAUGUUGGCAUUGUUCUGCAAUUACGCUCCUGCCGGUAACAUCAUCGGUAGCAAAAUCUACCAGCCCGCAAGGGGUGGAAGGCGACCCCAGCGCUCCCAGCCAGACACGAGGACCCCCGGCAACCAGGGCCGCUUCGACCCGCCCACGGAGCCACCGAGGAGAUCGCGCCCCAACUUUGAGCAAGGCCCGCAGCCAACGUCGCGCCAGGGGGAUCCGGAGCCUUCCGGUGAUAUCCUGACCGUGCUGCCCUACCUCAAGGAGCCUCGCGAAGGGGAGAUUCUGCACUCCAACGAGGGCGACAUGCUGCCGCACGCCCAGGUGACUCGUCGCGGCGAGGCUCGGGUCAGAGACGGCGAGGGCGAGGUGAGGCGCUCCGAGCAGGGUCGCAUCGUCCGCGACGGCGACCGGGUGUCGGCCUCCGCGUCGGCGUCGGCGUCCGCCAAACAGCACCGUCGCCAGCAGCCCGACGGCGGCGCGCGGCCGUCCUACAGCACUACCACCCGGCGGCCGACCCGCAACACAAGGCGGACGCGGCAGCCGAGCAGCUACCGGCAGACCACGACAAGGCGGCCACAGCGGACAACCACCUACAGACGACCAACGACCAGACGCCCAGAGCAGCAGAGACCCGACGACACCAACAGGCCGCAGCAAAGGCCCGACGACCGAUACAAGACAGACCAGAAGCCUGAUGACGGGUACAAGUCUGGAGAACGCGUCUACCGGCCAGACGGGCGGCAGGAGGGCGAUGUGCGCCGGUCGGGCCAGUGGCGCGUCAUCCGCGGCCGGCCCGUGGUGCUGCACCAGGCCCAGGACGGGGCCGGCCAGCAGCGACAGAUCAUCAUCGGCCCGUCCGGACGGCGGCACGUCGUCGAGGACGUACGGGUGCAGCGGCAGCGCGUCGAACAAGUCUCACCAUCGGAUGACAUCGUCAGGCAACUGAGUCCGAUUCUGGACCACAUUCCACAGGGAGAAGGCAUUAAACGCAAAAUUUUCUCCAACUCGACACAGUUCUCUCAAGGAGUCAAUAGGGUUAUCCAGACCAUUACGGUAUCAUGAGAAUAUCGUAAAACCAAACGUGUACGUAGCUUAGACUAGACCUUACGUGUAUGCCUGCAAUGUUUUAAGUCGUAUGUCUGAUUCUGAACCUCUGUGAUGAAGAUUGUCGAUGCUGCUGCACAGUAAUGUAAUAAAUGUGAUCUACUGA